Messenger RNA from Kwoniella shivajii, 1419 nucleotides. RefSeq lists its product as uncharacterized. The record is from RefSeq and is a predicted model, not a curated record. Lineage: Eukaryota; Fungi; Basidiomycota; Tremellomycetes; Tremellales; Cryptococcaceae. The coding region runs from base 1 to 1419 and encodes 472 amino acids. The transcript is spliced from 2 exons.
AUGGGCGGAAACGCAUUUGGAACUGUUGCCCGACGAUUGUCUCAAGCAGAAUACGAAGCUUUGAAGAAUCAUGUUCACACUGCUCUGAAACUCCAUUUCCAGGAUGUGAAGACACCUCGUAGUCUCCUGUCAAAGGUCGAUCAUGGUGAUCUGGAUGUUCUGGUGGGAUACGAAGGGUUUCUCCCUGGAGGUGAUGAAGAAUGGACUCCCAAUAAUCCCGAUACAAAGAACGAGGAUGAGCUUCCUACUGCUGAAUCACUCCCCGCCCCUGAUCCGCUCUUGGAGGAAGUGAUCAAAAAGCUAGACAUCAAACCUGCAGAGGUCUCAGACACACUUAAGGAUUUAUCAGGACCGAAUAAUGGAGGCGAGAUCAAGGUCAUCGGAACAGGUAAAAUGGUUCUUGGUAAAGAGGUAGACGAACUGAGAGAUUUCUGCGGGAAGAUGAGAGCAAGUAUAGGUGCUACCGCUUGGAGAAGAAGAGGUGGAGAAGUCAGUUUCAAAGUGUCUCCCGUUGUUGUCAAUCCUGACCUCGAUGUCAGAGACGAUGAGUUCUAUCAAGUCGACGUCUUAUUCACUCCAUCUGAAAACCUGGCUUUUUACCAUCUCAUGGCUUCGUAUUCAUCAACUGGCUUACUCCUGGGUCGAUUUGUUCGUCUCUUGUCCCAUUCCUUCACAUUGCAUCUCACUCAUUUGAUUGUUCGUCAUGGGCCAUUUUUUGGACUUCCUUCCAUUGACGUAACACUUACUACGUCUCCUACCGAUUUCUGUAAAUGGCUUGGUCUCGAUUACGACGUCUGGAAGACACAAGGCGAUGCAUGGAAUGAAGAGAAAGACCUUUGGAUUUGGUUGACCAAUGUAGAAGAAGAUAGCCUUGCUGGACAAGCUAUCUCACGAAUCGUCGCCAAAAAGAGAUCCUCAUCAAACGACCCAAAGGAAGGAAAAAGGAAGAAGAGAGCAGAUUUUGCGGAUCGAUUUUACGAAUGGUUAAGAAACGAAUCAAAAUUGGUCUCUUCACCCGAAGAAGAAUUUGUCCUUCCCGACAUUUCAGUAUCGCCUACUCCUACUCCUACUCCUACUCCAAUUCCAAUCUUGCCGUCCGAACAAAUUGCCAGUCCUAUCAUUGCUGACUCCAAAUCUCUCUUCAUCGAGAGUUCAUCUUCUGCCGCAAAUGCAAUCAAGAUUGAAGAACAGAUAAUUGUCAACCCUUCCCUCCUCAAUCCAAAUCACCCUAAAUCCCUUGAUGCUAGAGUAGACACCGCCCUCGAAUAUUGGAACAAGCGAGAAUUAUACGACACCAUUCUUCAGGAAAGGAAGCUUUUGGCAGUAGUUCUUGCAGACAGACAGAAAGAAACUGUCGAAAACAGGGAGAAAGCUGCCAUCAAUCAAGCUGAAUAUGAGCUUGAGGUGAAGGAUUGGUAG